Phytophthora infestans T30-4 is the source of this 2295-nucleotide messenger RNA. RefSeq lists its product as uncharacterized. The coding region runs from base 1 to 2229 and encodes 742 amino acids. The transcript has a single exon. Lineage: Eukaryota; Oomycota; Peronosporomycetes; Peronosporales; Peronosporaceae. The record is from RefSeq and is a predicted model, not a curated record.
AUGGGGCAUGAGCUCCGUGUGCUUCCCUUGCGGAAGGCUCUGGUGCUGGUCGUCAACCUCGCAUCGACAGUUCUAACGCUGAUGGCAGGUUUGCGUGAAAAUCCGCUGAUCGUCCUGGUCACUGGCCGCUACGAUGAAAUGCGAGCCCGUUUGAUGGAGCGGCGUAUCAACUACAACCUCGUUCGAGACGAUUUCCUCGACAUCGACGUGCUGACCAACUUGACGCGAGUGGGUGAAAGCUAUCGGUUCUUUUCUGCGCCAACUCGCAGUCCAGACAACCUCGGAGAGGACCGAAGCACAUGUAUGCGCGUUAACUCAAUCAACGUGACCCACGCUGAAGUGUAUUUCGAUGAUUUCUGGGGCACAGGAGCGCGACGCUCACAAUACUUUUUCCACAGUAUCUCUGCUCCAAGAUGCGACAUCAUCAACUUCAAUCCUGAGUGGUUCACCGAGUGUGUUUACACUAACAACAACUCGACCGACGACUGCCACCGCUACAUUUUCGACAACUUUGACGACCUCAGUAAGAAAAGGUUUGUUCAAAACGGUGUUCCAGGAGACUUUGGUCGCCCUGGCAUGCCGUUCUUACGCUGCACUGGUCGACCGCCAGCGUCGUUCAUGUACAUGACGGAUUUGAUGGUACACCAGGCGUUUUGGGCCGGCGGAAGCUACCACAUCCAUUUUGAGAGUAGCAAAUGUCUCGCUGUACCGAGAAUUAUCGACUUCGAAACGAAUUAUGGUCUCUUCCAGACAGAAUCGCUGGACCAGCAAGCCGAAGUUAAGGUGGCUCUUGACAACACGGGGUGGUUCACUCUGAUCGUUACCUACGCUUAUGGUCUUGUCACGUUACUUCUCGUUGCUCGAGGUGUGUUUAACACUUUAGCGAAGCUGAGAAUCGUCAAUUACGUGCCAGUAAAGUUGCGUUUCGCUGGGGUUCGACGAUACUUCAAGUACAUUUUUCCUUUCAUGAAUUUGUCGGUCUGGACAUCGGACGAUGAGAACUCGAUCAUUCGAUUUAAAGGCAGAGUUAUCAUGGCGUCCGACGUGUGGAUUAACCACUGGCUGUACAUGUUGCUGAGUAUUUUGGAUGCCCUAGUAAGCAUUCGCAUGACUUACAGUGUCUAUGAAAUCGGACAGUGGAUGCUUUCGAUGCAUAUCACGAUGGACAACUUCAUUUUCAUGGCUUCUGCUAUCACACGGAUGACGUGGCUCAUGUGCUUUCUCCACACGGCGGUCAGACUACUUCUCAAACUGGGAGCGCGGUCUUUGAAAGCCAUGAAGAUGAUUCGUCCCCAUCACCAGCACAUCCUCGAGUGGUAUAUCGACGCUAGCACAUUGUUUCUUAGCUACAAGGUCUACAGCUUGAUGCUUUGUUUCUUAUUGUACGUGCUUCUUAAAGUUCGCGGAGGAACAUCCUUCAUGGUGAACGCCCCGAAUCCCAGUCGUGGAAUUUUUGGUGGUGCACCAUCUCUCGAGAAUUUCUGGAACAGCGAGAUCAUGAUCGAUUUCGUUGUGUUGCUCUCGCUCAUGAUGCUCGGAGGCGGUUUCUUCGGCCUCGUCAUGUUGGCAACACCUUACAAGCGUGUGGCCAACAACAGACUGCUACAUUUGAUCCAGAGACGCUAUGUUUUCGUUGGUUGGGACCUCGGUGCGGUGAUCGACUCUUUGGGUAUCGACCCAUUUAACGAAAAGCUUUUGAAGGACGACGUUGCCACUACCAGUUGUCCAUUCGGGUGUGUCUUACAGCAACUGUACCAGUCAGGACCAAGUGGGCACGUGACAAUGGUGGCAGAUUAUCUCUUCCAUGGCAACGGAUUUGCCACUCCGCCCGUGGAAUUUCACUUUCCAAUGCGAAAAGCGGUAACGAUGGGGCUAUUACGAAGCAAUAAAUCGGGAACAACGAAAGCGACGAAGGUAAGCGCCGGUGCGAAGUACACGACUUCCGAUGCAACAAACAACUUUAGCACUCAAGCGGACCACUUUGACCAGCCAAGUGACGUUGGGGAUAUGCCGAAUACUGAGAACAAAAGUUUGUUCGAGAAGAACUUGCGGCUUUUUGCCGAGACAACGUAUGGCCGAAUGAUCUUGAUUGACGAAAAUAAGCCCGGCAAAUGUGGCAAGAAUGCUGCCGGGAUGAUGGAGUACACGACUACAGACGCGCUCGCUGCGAUGAGCAUUCUGGAUAUCAAACACUUGUUGAACGGAACAAAAAAUCUAACGAUCGGAUAAACGACAAGUGACGACUGCGCAGUAAAGUGAUGCAACAUUAAAUGAAUCGCUAUUUUCAUAUUAAAA